Messenger RNA from Apis cerana (Asiatic honeybee), 2031 nucleotides. RefSeq names its product V-set and immunoglobulin domain-containing protein 1. Gene Ontology annotation, cellular component: neuron projection membrane. NCBI's taxonomy places the organism in Eukaryota, Metazoa, Arthropoda, Insecta, Hymenoptera, Apidae. Gene Ontology annotation, biological process: synapse organization. The record is from RefSeq and is a predicted model, not a curated record.
AUUUGAAAAAUUUUGAUUUUCGUUAAUCGAAUUCAUUAGUGUGAAUUAAUAAUACGAUUAACAAUCGAUUUUCGAUCGAACAAAUUAGCAAAUUUUAUUUUCAUUUUUUCGAUGUAUCUUUUAUUGAAAUUUUGUAUCACGUGUUGGUGUUACGUUUAACGGAACGGUAAAAUAUCUUUUAUCGGCAAAACUGAAAUUAAAAAAAAAAAAAAAUGGAAAAUGUUCUUCGCCGCUUUAAUCCUUACGUUAUUUCGAAUAUAAUUCGGAUAGAUUUAAAGGACGUAGAGACGUAGUAAAUGAAAUUUUUGCUAUGAUUCAAGCGUGAUACUUGAAUUCUAGCGGUGCAACGAUUCGAUGGGGAAAAAACCGAUAAAGGCGAACGGUCGCAACGAGGUGCGAAGAGGACGUAUUUUUAUAAAGACUCGCCCCAAAAAGUGACCGCCGUUGUGGGACAAACUGUUGUGCUGUUGUGUCGUGUUAAGAAUCUGGGAAAUAGAACAGUGAGUUUCACGUUUCUUUGAAUAGUAGUGUCACUUUGCACGCUUCGCAAUUACGUUACAGACUUUCGAAACAAUAACGAGAGGAACUUGAAUAAAACAACGUUAUUUUAUUACAACACGUUCAGUUGGAUAUUAAUGAGGUCACGUUACGCCACUUACGAUUAUUGUGCGUGAUAUAUUUCCAUUCAUAUUGUAUAUGGGAAUUAUAUAAUUUUUCAUAAUUAUAUAUUUUACAUUCAUUGUAUAAUAAUAAGAAGUGAAUCAUUUCAAAAACUUAUAUUACUUAUAUUACUGCGAAUUGGUGAAUUAAGAUCCCAUGUUAUUCGAAAUGGAUAAUGCCAUAGUUAAAAAGUAUAACUUUUACAACCAUGAUUAUACAAGAAAUUUCAGUAAUCGUAAUGAGUAACGUGAUGAGAAGUUUCCGAUCUCUCGGAGAAGAUCUAAAAAAUGGAACGACGAAAUAUGAAAUAACAGUUCGUUCUCGUUCGUUUCUCUAUGUGUCUUGGAUUCGAAAAAGGGACUUACACAUCUUAACGUCCAUGUCAGUGACUUAUACGAGCGACGCAAGAUUUAAGAUAGUCGGCAAUCCGGAGCACGAUGACUGGAAUCUGCGAAUAGAUUACGUUCAACCACGGGACGAUGGCAUUUACGAGUGUCAAGUUAAUGCAGAACCCAAGAUAUAUAGGGCGAUUACUUUGAAAGUUUUGGAUGUGCAGGCAAAGAUCACGGGGCCCGAGGAGGUGUACGUGAAAAAGGGAAGCACGAUCAGUUUAACAUGUAUCGUGGACGUGCAAGAUAUCUCUCCGAGUAACGUGACUUGGUACCAUGCCGGUGCGAUGAUCGAUUUCGAUGGUCCAAGGGGUGGCGUUUCCCUGGAAACGGAGAAAGGUAAGAACGGGACCACUAGCAAGCUGCUAAUAACGCGCGCCCAGCAUGACGACAGUGGUAAUUACACGUGCGUGUCGAGCAAGGUCGCUGCGAAUGUGAUGGUACACGUGUUGAACGGUGAACAUCCUGCGGCUAUGCAGCACGGCGGAACCGGGAACAUCAACAGGAGGGUGAUUUUGUUCAGCCUGGUUCUGCUAAUGGACACGAUAUUUCGGUGAACGAAACGGACGAAUUUCUUCAUUGUCCGUGCCUGUUCCCGUCAAAAAUCGUCGCCACCCGAUCGACAUCGACGAACCAAUGACGCGCAUCAGAGAAGGGGAGAGAGAGAGAGAGAUAUCCCCGUGAUUUAUGAGCUUCGACGUUCACCGUUUCGCGCGAACCAAAUUUUUCUACGAAAUCGGAAAAACACCCGCGAAAGAAGAUGAUUCGCGUCGCGCCGUCGCGCCAACGAUUUGUAUCGACAUGUAUCGAACAUGUGUGUCUUCUGACCACCAUCUGACUGUAAUAUUCUUAUAGAAUAAUAAUAAAUAUUUCGCGAUAUUCGUAUAUGUGUACGAGAAAAGAAAAAGAAAAAGGAAAAGGAAAAGAAAAGAAAAUAAGAAAAGGAUUUGUUUCAAUAGAUAAACAACAUCUGUUAAAUCGA